AUGUCGCCCAAAAACCGGUCGCCGACAGAGAAACCGGCUCCAAAGUCCUGGACCAAAACUCUGACCAUCACAGCCGUUGUCGUGGCUCUUCUCUCGGCUGUUUACCUUUACUUGGAUUCCCAUUUGGAAUGGUUCUAUAUCUUUUCUCCUGAACAACUGAAGGAUGUUUCUCAGAGGGCAAUUGCUGCUCAUGGCAAUGAUACUACUAGCGUGGUGAAGUACAUUGUCGAUGAGUUGAGUGAGAAAUUGCCAGGGGGAUAUGUCAAUUUGGACGAGGAGUGGAUCUUCAAUAAUGCUGGUGGUGCAAUGGGCGCCAUGUAUAUCAUCCACGCCAGUAUCACCGAGUACCUCAUCAUCUUCGGAACAGCUAUUGGUACAGAAGGCCACACAGGCCGACACACCGCAGACGACUACUUCCACAUCUUGGCCGGCACCCAGCUCGCCUAUACCCCAGGACCAGGCUCCUACCUCCCAGAAGUCUAUCCCCAGGGCAGCGUGCACCAUCUCCGCCGGGGGACUGUCAAGCAGUACAAGAUGGACGAAGCCUGCUUCGCUCUCGAGUACGCACGUGGCUGGAUCCCUCCUAUGUUGGGCUUUGGAUACGCCGACACGUUUACUAGUACUCUUGACUUCCCGACUUUGUGGAGGACGAGCUAUGUCACCGGGCGUGAGAUGAUCAAGAAUCUGCUUAUGGGGAAACUGUGA
Cadophora gregata is the source of this 705-nucleotide messenger RNA. RefSeq names its product C-8 sterol isomerase (gene ERG2). Gene Ontology annotation, cellular component: endoplasmic reticulum. NCBI's taxonomy places the organism in Eukaryota, Fungi, Ascomycota, Leotiomycetes, Helotiales, Ploettnerulaceae. The transcript is spliced from 3 exons. The record is from RefSeq and is a predicted model, not a curated record. Gene Ontology annotation, biological process: ergosterol biosynthetic process. The coding region runs from base 1 to 705 and encodes 234 amino acids.